Molecule: messenger RNA, 3361 nt
Organism: Stomoxys calcitrans (stable fly)
Lineage: Eukaryota; Metazoa; Arthropoda; Insecta; Diptera; Muscidae
Gene: dpr1
Exons: 8
Coding region: 598-2016 (472 amino acids)
Biological process (GO): synapse organization
Cellular component (GO): neuron projection membrane
Source: RefSeq, a predicted model, not a curated record
AAAAAACACCGUUAGUUAGCACUUUCUUAGCAUCCUUGUUCGCUGGCCCCCAAAACAUCGUUUUCCACCUUGUCCAACGGGCCAUUGGGCUUAUUAAACAACAUUUGGACAUAGUCAUCGGAGCUGUUCACCUCAGAUGAAGCCCAGUGAAAUUGAAUUAUUAAAUAAAACGGCAGCGUAGAAAAAAAUAUCAAACAAAAAUCCAUUUAAUUGAAUUGUGAAAAAAGGCGAGAAGCCAAAAAAAGCACCCCAUUUUUCUUCUCGCCUAUCAACUCAAACCCCUCCUUUGGCUUUGGCAACAGUGUCACCUCAGUGUAUGUGCAGUGAAUAUAUAUUUGGUGAAAAUCAAGAAAUACCCGAAAGAGUCAUCGCCUCCCCCACACCAAACAAAAAAUCUAAAUAAGCCAAGUAAUGUCUUGAAUUCUAAUUUGUUAACGGCAUUUAGCGCGAAAAGUGUUUAGUGUUUCCUUUAGAAAAAUCAACAACAAGAAAACGAUAGAAAUCACCCUGCCCCUUCUUUAGACAAAACCAACAAAAAGUCUCUUUUGAAUAACUCCCCCAAAAACAAAAACUUUCAACAUCAUCCACCCCUGCAAUAUGGACCACCGUCGCCAGUACGAGUCACAGGAGCUGCAGCAGCAGCAGGAGUUGGAUGUUGUAGACCAUCACAGCCACCAGCCUCUAAUGCCUGUCUGCCAGAGUUCUCAUCUGCCCCCAGCGUCUUCAUUUACUACCACUUAUCAUCACCAUAAGACGCGGAGACAUUAUUUUCCUCGCUGUGGAUUAGUUUUGUUAAUUUUCCUGACUGUGAUUAAAGAAUCCUUGACGACAUAUUCAACAUACUCAGCGCUGGAAACGACCACAGUGUCCCCAACGAAUCUGCUGCCAUACUUCGAUUUUGAUGUGCCGCGCAAUGUAACCGUGACAGUGGGUCAGACGGGAUUUCUGCAUUGUCGCGUUGAACGUUUGGGCGAUAAGGAUGUUUCCUGGAUCAGAAAACGUGAUUUACAUAUCCUAACAGCAGGCUCCACAACCUAUACAUCCGACCAGAGAUUUCAGGUCUUGCGUCCCGAGAAUUCUGUAAAUUGGACUCUGCAAAUCAAAUAUCCACAGCCAAGGGAUUCAGGCAUAUAUGAAUGUCAAAUAAACACAGAGCCCAAGAUGUCAUUGUCGUAUACAUUUAAUGUUGUGGAGCUGAAGGCCAACAUCAUAGGACCCACUGAUUUAUAUGUGAAAAGUGGCAGUGACAUAAAUUUAACCUGUAAAAUUAUGCAAGGACCCCAUGAAUUGGGCAAUAUAUUUUGGUAUAAAGGUUUGGAGAUAAUUGACAUGUCCACAAAUCAGAAUGAAAUUGAUAGUGGGACCAGGAUAACCAUGGAAAACGAUUGGUCUGAUGGCUUAACAUCAAGAUUGAAAAUACGCCGUGCCAUGCCAAGUGACACCGGAAAUUAUACAUGUGUGCCCACGAUAGCCAAGUCCUCAAGUGUCUAUGUUCAUGUAAUUAUAGGUGAACAUCCGGCAGCCAUGCAACACAAUUCAAGCAGAAUGCACAGCAGCAAUUUCUAUUUCAGUAUAUGUUGCAUGUUAUUUACCAUUUUAACAUGUUGUUUACAACAUUUGAUGUGUACAACAACAACAACAACAACAGCUAGCGCCACGGCAACCACAACAAUGGCCAGAACCUUAAUGUUGGCACCAUCAUCAACAACAGCAGGAGCCAGAGCUACAACCACCUCUAGCACCAGCAUCAGCACCACAGAGCAGCAGCAGCAGCAGCAACAUAAAAAACGAAAACCUGGUGUGGCCAAAGUAAUGCAAUCUAAAGAGGUACUAUCGGCAUCAUCAGCACCAUCAGCAGCAGGGGCAGCGAUACCAAAACCGAAUUCCCGCACUGUAAGAUCCUCUGCUGAAGUGAAGCACCCAGCAGCAGUGGAUACUAUUGCAGAUAUCAUAACCACGACGACGACCUAUUCCAACAACCUGCCGUUGGCCUGCAAUACUUGUGUCCUUAGAUGAAAGACUAAACAUUGCCGCAACAAUAAAAACAACGGACUGCUGUUGCAGCUAUAAACUGAGACGAUGAUGACGAUGUUGAUGAUGCACGUAGUUUUGUUGUAAAACUAGCUGCUACCCAGGCAACCGCAGCAACAACAGCAGAGGCACGAGUCUAACCUUAAUAUUCCUCCACUUCUCAACACUUCCUUGCCUGGCACCACCUCUACUGGCUCCUUAAAGGCCUUGGUGUUAUAGGAGGGGUGUUUUUUUUAUAAAAUUUGAUUUUUCUUUUUCGUCUAAUUUUACCAACGGGCUACCAAGGGCGGGUGAUCUUUAACAUAGUAACAUUUUUGCUAAAAACGACGACGACGACGACGACAACAACAACAGCAACAAAGCAUAGAUGAAAAACCCCAUGAAAACACAAAAGAUUCCCUAUUACUUGCUUGUGCUAGGCAAAACCCCAUCCAACUAACCAACAAGUCAACGCCAACAGGGAAAAUCGUAAUAAUAAAGCACAUUGAACAAGCGACUAAGAAAAAAGGAGCUCCAUAAAGUUGCCAGAGCCAAGCAGUUAAGACAAAAUUGUAGGUAAUAAAGAACGGAAAGGAUUUCGUGUAGAACACCAUGAGAGGAUUCUUUCGUAUGUAAAAUAUCCCUGCAACAAUAGUUGUAAGAAAACUUUGCCAUGCAAGUAAGGCAACAGUUUUUGAUUCCCUUCUUCCUUACAAUUCUUCAAAGAAACUUUGGUGUGUGUCAGUAGGUGUGUGUGUGUGUGUGUGUGUGUGUGUGUGUGAGUGUGCUUUUGGCGACUGACUCUUGGAGUGCAAGUGUGCUGGAGUUGGAAUCCGAAAUACUUAAGACGAGUAGAAAUAAUUCAUAUAAAAUAUGUUAAGUAAGAUAAACUAAGUUUAGCUAAAAGUUAAGGUAAUUAAUUUGCGGAAAGUAUCACAGCAGUUAAAAAACAGCCAGCCCGACAAGAAAAAGUUAUGAUCCAAAGUGGUACAGUGGUUGAAAAAAGAAGCCUAGUUUUAGAUAUGAGGGUUAACAAAGUAAUUUUUUAACUCUGGAAGGACUCUCGCGAAGAACAUGGUAUUUAAAUGAAACACCUUUGGGAGUAGCUUACAAAUGUGAAAUCCAAAAUUUGAAAAAUGUCCUUGCAAGUCCAUCCCACCCCAAACGUGCAUAUAAGCCGACCCGGGCUAUAUGAACACAACCUAAGCAUUUGGAAAGGUACAAAAAGUUUCUUCCAUUUAUAUAUCGGACCAAUUACUUGAAGGCUAAAUAUUAGGUGCCACCAAGAAAACCAUAACCUUUGCGCAGGCCUAUUUGAACAAAAUGGAGCUUUAAUAUAAGGCCUAUUUUC